AUGGUGGUUUUAUACAUCAACAAUACGGCAACGCCAAAUUCUGAUCCUGAGAUUGUGAAGUUCGAAACUGAGCGACAUGCUUGGGUAACGAUCAACAUGGUUUUCAAUCAGAGAGCUGAUUUCCCUGGCGUUCGGCCGUAUGUCGUCACUCCAACAGCGAUACAAAAUCCUGAACAAAAGUCCAAGUGGAAGCCCGUUUCUACACAAGAUAUCGUCACCUGGAAGAGCAUGGGCAACCGUGCUAUGUUUCAAGGGAAGGAAACUUUAGACUUGCCGUGGGCAAAGCUUCUGAAAACCAGCCUUCAUGGUUGGAAGAUGGAGGAUGGAAUCCCCAUCCCAUUCUUUGGGCGUCUGAUCCAUCACCGCCGAGCAUUCCUCCUGACCACUGGCACCAACUUCCGCACAAUGACCAGUUUCCAGAAGAGGGUCGGGUCUCGAAUCAACGUCACCGUUGAAAGACCUGAUCGAAGAGAUGGAGAGAAUGCAUCCAUGGUCUGCAUUUAUCUGAACAUCAGAAACCCCUCUGAUUAUCGCAAGGAUAAUGUUCUGAUGGAUGUUGCAUACAUUUUGAACUUCCUGAGCAGGUACAAGAUCGUCGUCAGUCAAUCCAAAUUUGGUCAAUUUGGAUGUCCUGACCUUGUCAAGAUGUGGGACUCUUUCGUGUCUUCUGAAUACCCGCAUUCUGUAGCAUUCAAGUUGCCCGCUCCCAUCGUGUCAAGAUCUAAACAAGAAGAGGAUGACGCUGAAUACCACCGCCUUGCUGGGGAAGAAGAUCGAAAGAUCAAAGAGGCUGAGGAGAAGGCAAAGGCCGAGCAAUUGGCAGCUGAAGUCAAGAAGACAUUUGAAGAAACUGAGAAGAGACAGCGGGCCGAGGAAGAGGAGGCAGCUGAAGAGAAGAGAUUGGAACACCCUCUGAUCAAGAAUCCUCUCGAAAAACCUGAUUGGCUUCACCAGAAGACUUUGAGUUGGAUGGUUGUGAAUUACUCUGAAGAAUUAUCGGGAGAUGAACUCUUGAUGGUGUUAAGACGAGAUUUUGGUAUCUGUCCCAAAGUCUGA
Molecule: messenger RNA, 1056 nt
Organism: Botrytis sinoallii
Lineage: Eukaryota; Fungi; Ascomycota; Leotiomycetes; Helotiales; Sclerotiniaceae
Exons: 5
Coding region: 1-1056 (351 amino acids)
Source: RefSeq, a predicted model, not a curated record